This is a messenger RNA of Colletotrichum phormii, 1647 nucleotides long. RefSeq names its product sorbitol dehydrogenase. Bases 269 to 1504 code for a protein of 411 amino acids. Gene Ontology annotation, molecular function: L-iditol 2-dehydrogenase (NAD+) activity; zinc ion binding. The transcript is spliced from 4 exons. The record is from RefSeq and is a predicted model, not a curated record. Lineage: Eukaryota; Fungi; Ascomycota; Sordariomycetes; Glomerellales; Glomerellaceae. Gene Ontology annotation, biological process: D-sorbitol catabolic process.
ACGGAACGCAUGGCGGACUAUAGGAUAGGAGCGCUUCCUCGACGAAUCCUGUCAGAUCGGGAUGCCCAGCCGUUUCCUCUUCCUUGACACGUUUCUUCCAGUGACGGUCCUUGGACAUUUUGUUUCUUUCUUCCGUGUGCCGUGUUGAUCCCAAGUACAUUGUUACUGCUUUGCUGACAGGUGCCUGUUGAUUCGAAAAAGCGGUUGUUUCUCCCAAGUCACUGCCAUCUCCGUCUCGAACUAUUCCCGAUCGCCGUUCACCUUCAAGAUGGUCGCCGCCACGAUAUCACCGGAGGCGCCAGUCAAUGGCGUUGCGCCCGCGAAGUCCAAUGGCGUCGUCGUCGUGACAGAGUUGAAGCAACACCACCACCAUCACCACACUCCCCUCGUAAGCACCGAGCAAGAGACCAUUCAAGCGCCGCUACCAAACCCUUCGCUGGUGGUCACAGCCGAUCACCAGCUCAAGGCAGAGGAAGCACCCGUUCUCGCACCAAAGGCGGGAGAGGCAUUGGUCCACGUCAAGGCUACCGGCGUGUGCGGAUCCGACAUCCACUUCUGGAAGACGGGCCGCAUCGGAACGCUUGUGUUCGAGGGAGACUGCAUCAUCGGCCACGAGGCAGCCGGCGUCGUCAUCCGCGUCGGCGAGGGCGUCAAGAGCCUGAAGGCGGGCGACCGCGUCGCGAUCGAGCCAGGCGUGCCCUGCGGCGAAUGCUUCCUCUGCGUCGACGGACGCUACAACCUCUGCGAAGAUGUUCAGUUCUCUGGAGUUUACCCAUACCACGGCACCAUUCAGCGGUACAAGUGCCACCCGGCCAAGUGGCUUCACAAACUUCCCGACAACAUCUCCUACGCCGAAGGCGCCCUCCUCGAACCCCUGAGCGUCGGCAUGCACGGCAUCCGCACCGCAGGCCUCUCUCUCGGCGUCGGCGCAGUCGUGUGCGGCGCAGGCCCCAUCGGCCUUGUCACCCUCGCCGCGGCGCGGGCCUCGGGUGCUCACCCGCUCGUCAUCACCGAUAUCGAGCCCUCCCGCCUCACCUUCGCCAAGACGUUGAUCCCUAGCGUCAUCACGUACAAGAUUGACCCCGCGCUCGGCAACGAGGGCAACGGCAAGGCUAUCCGCAAGUUAUUCGGCGACGACGAGUAUAGCGCGCCCAGGACGGUACUUGAGUGCACGGGUGUCGAGAGCAGUAUCUGCACUGCCGCUUUCACUGUUCGUCGCGGUGGUACGGUUAUGGUUAUUGGUGUCGGAAGGGAGAUUAUGAACAACUUGCCGUUUAUGCACAUUUCUCUUGCAGAGAUCAAGCUCGAGUUCAUCAACAGAUACCGCGACACGUGGCCCGCGGGCAUCGCCUGCCUGAGCAGUGGCAUCCUCAACCUCAAAAGCCUCAUCUCUCACACUUUCCCUCUCGAGAAGGCCGUCGACGCCCUGACGCUUGCGUCCGACUACAGAAACGGCAGCAUCAAAGUUCAGAUCGUAGAUGAGACUGACUCGCCCGUUUUCUGAGGCGUUAUGCAGGGAGUUGGAGGUUUGAGAUCAGGUAGACAUGGGCUAGUCUGAUCAGGUAAUGAGAAGAGCAUCACAUCAAGUAGCAUACUCAGCAUCCAUGGCGUUUUGGUUUAACGAAUAUAUAUACAAACAAUUCUCUC